Molecule: messenger RNA, 293 nt
Organism: Cetraspora pellucida
Lineage: Eukaryota; Fungi; Glomeromycota; Glomeromycetes; Diversisporales; Gigasporaceae
Source: the annotation of a GenBank genome assembly
UAAAUAUAUCAAACCAUCUAUUACCUGAAAGUGAUCCUAAAUCAGAUGCUGAAAACAAAGAUGAAAACCUUGUAUAUGAAAUGGAGGAUCUUGAAAAACUUAUUGCUACAAAUUUUCUAAAUUGUAAAGAGAAUGAAUAUAUUAAAUUUUCAUCUAUUAUUAAAUUAAAUGAUAAAUUUAUUGAAGAAGCUUUGUCAAAUAAGUAUAAUCAAUAUAAUAACAAUGAACAAAGUUUCCAUUUUAUUGUAAAUGCCUUGCUUGUUUUAAUUAAAACUGGAUCACAAUAUUACUAG